UGUGUCGAACCUGAAUCAGUAAGCAUUUAAGCUUUUUUUUUUCCUAUUAGUUCUGCUUCAGACAAGUCUUCCAUGACUUCCGAGGCUCAUUCACAAGCUCUUUCAGAAAUGCAGUGGGGCUCCAAUAGGCAGAACUCUUGAAGCUUGUCUGUAUGUAAAGAAACACAGCAGUGCCAAAUCACAAAGGGGCAGGAAACCGGAAGACAAAGUUGUCAACAAAACUGAAACUUCUUCUCGACUCAUGUAUUCAGAAUGAAGACAUGCCCUUCUUUUGGAAGAAAACACAUCCAAAACAGAAACAACAGAUGUCAACAUACAAACGGGCCACAUUGGAUGAAGAGGAGCUGUUGGACACCGGCUCCGAUGGGAUCUACCACACCUCUACCAUGCAGGUAGGGCUGCAGCAAGGUCUGGGUCUCCGGUGCUGGGCAGAGAAAACCCAUGUCGAGAGAAAGCUAGUGGUCGUCUUGUGCGCUCUGUCCGUGGCGCUGUUCAUAUGCAUCAUGACUUUGGGUCUGCACUAUAAAGAAUCUCAUCCGGGAAUGUGCCUGUCAGAGCCUUGUGUUAGUGUUGCAAGUACAGUCUUGGGGGCUCUCGAUCGGUCAGUGGACCCCUGCCAGGAUUUCUAUAACUUUGCAUGCGGGGGUUGGAUGAAGAAAAACCCACUGCCUGAAGGCAAGUCCCGCUGGGGUUCUUUCAGCAACUUGUGGGAACACAACAUGGCCGUCAUGAAGAACUUAUUAGAGAAUACCAGCAUAAAAAGCCUGAGCAAAGCGGAACAAAAAGCCCAGUGGUAUUACCAGGCUUGUAUGAACGAGAGCAAAAUUGAAGAGCUUGGGGCAAAACCACUUCAGGAUCUUCUCAAUCAGGCAGGAGGUUGGGGCUUGAAAGGCCCGUGGGAUAAAGAUAACUUCCAGGAGGUUUUACGGAUUGUGUCAGCCAGCUUCCGAACCUCCCCCUUUUUCACUGUUUUCGUCAGCACAGACUCAAAAAACUCCAACAGCAACAUUAUCCAGGUGGAUCAGUCAGGAUUGGGACUUCCCUCUAGGGAAUACUAUCUCAAUAAGACAGCCAAUGAAAAGUAUUUAACAGCAUACUUGAACUUCUUGGUGGAGCUUGGAAUCCUUUUGGGCGGCUCAGAGGAGACCUCUCCGAAGAUGAUGCAGGAGAUCAUAGACUUUGAAACAGCCCUGGCACACAUCACAGUCCCUCAGGAUGAGCGCCGUGACGAGAUGAAAAUAUAUCAUAAGAUUCAAGCCAAAGAGUUAGCUACAUUGGCUCCUGCGGUAGAUUGGAUGCCUUUCCUCUCUGCAGUGUUCACCCCUGUUGCCCUAAAUGACUCUGAACCCGUGGUUGUAUAUGCUAAAGAAUACCUACAGAAGGUUUCAGAGCUCAUCAGCAACACCAACAAGAGUGUCUUGAAUAACUACAUGAUCAUGAAAGUGGUGCUGAAAAUGGUGUCCAUCUUAGACCAGAGGUUCCAAGAUGCAGAGCAGCGCUUCCUCGAAGUCAUGUACGGCACCAAGAAGAGCUGCACACCACGCUGGAAACUUUGUGUCAGCGACACGGACAGCGCUCUGGGCUUUGCUCUCGGGGCGCUCUUUGUCAAAGCUACUUUUUCUGAAGACAGCAAAGCUUUUGUUGAAGAUAUGGUCUCUGAGAUCAAGAGGGCCUUUGAAGACAGCCUGAAGACUGUCGGCUGGAUGGAUCCCAAGACAAAAAAUGCAGCUAAAGAAAAGGCAGAUGCAAUAUACAACAUGGUUGGUUAUCCAAAAUUUAUCAUGAAACCCAAAGAGCUGGACCAGGUGUUUAAUGACUUUGAUGUUGUUUCAGAUCUUUACUUUCAAAACGUUAUGAACUAUUACAACUUCUCUGCACGAGUCACUGCUUCCCAGCUAAGAAAAGCCCCCAACAGAGAUCAAUGGAGUAUGACUCCACCCACAGUUAAUGCCUACUACAACCCCACAAAGAAUGAGAUGGUACUUCCAGCAGGCAUUCUCCAGGCUCCCUUUUAUAACCAUGCUUGGCCAAAAGCAAUGAAUUUCGGUGGUAUAGGUGUGGUUAUGGGGCAUGAGCUCACCCAUGCCUUUGAUGAUCAAGGAAGAGAGUAUGAUAAGGAUGGGAAUUUGCGUCUGUGGUGGCAAAAUUCUUCAGUGGAGGCUUUUAAACACCAGACCCAGUGUAUGGUGGAGCAGUACAGCAACUACAGUAUAAAUAAAGAAGCUCUGAAUGGGAAACACACUUUGGGAGAAAAUAUUGCUGACAACGGAGGCCUGAGGGCAGCUUAUAAGGCCUAUAUAAACUGGAUCGAGAAGAAUGGUGAGGAAGCCACUCUGCCUGCCCUUGGAAUGACCAAUCAUCAGCUGUUUUUUGUGGGAUUUGCUCAGGUGUGGUGCUCCGUUCGGACACCUGAAAGCUCUCACGAGGGUGUUCUUACUGACCCCCACAGUCCGUCACGUUUCCGGGUCAUUGGUACCAUCUCCAAUUCCCAUGAGUUCUCUACACACUUUGGCUGCAAGGCAGACUCACCCAUGAACCCCAAACGAAAGUGUGAGCUGUGGUGACAGAGACACUUACAUGGGGGACUGAUCCUGGAGCUGUUAAUGCUCAAAAAUCCCACACAUCCAUCUCGGGUCACCUAAUCUAGACUGCCAAAAAACUGGUGGAUUUAUAGUAUACUACAUAUUUUCCAGCUAUUACUUGCCUCUUAUUGAGGAAUUGGUGUAAAUAGUAAAUCCAUGGAAGUCUAUAUAAUGGAGUUUUAUUCUUACAUUCAAAACACUGGAAGUUAGUGGUUAAAUGUAAUGAGAGAAGGACUUGUCCUUUUUGUAAAUACAUUUUCUUUGAAUAUGUGCCUUUUUAGCAAAUGCAUUUAUUUUUCUAUUAGGAAAUAAUAUUUAUGUUCUUUGUAUGAUGUUGUUGGUGGGAUUUUUUUUUUUUUUUGGUCUGUAGUGUUUGCCAAUUAUUUAAUUCUUUACAUUGUUAAAUAACUUUGCUCACA
Carassius carassius (crucian carp) is the source of this 3001-nucleotide messenger RNA. Its product is annotated as endothelin-converting enzyme 1-like. The transcript is spliced from 19 exons. The record is from RefSeq and is a predicted model, not a curated record. Gene Ontology annotation, molecular function: metalloendopeptidase activity. Gene Ontology annotation, biological process: peptide hormone processing. The coding region runs from base 261 to 2564 and encodes 767 amino acids. Lineage: Eukaryota; Metazoa; Chordata; Actinopteri; Cypriniformes; Cyprinidae. Gene Ontology annotation, cellular component: plasma membrane.